Hymenoscyphus albidus is the source of this 2147-nucleotide messenger RNA. The record is from the annotation of a GenBank genome assembly. NCBI's taxonomy places the organism in Eukaryota, Fungi, Ascomycota, Leotiomycetes, Helotiales, Helotiaceae.
AUGUCUUGCCUUAUUAGUUUCUCGUUGUUACUCUCGGGUGUUAUGGCAGUCGUGCAAAACAUGACUGCUCCUGCUGCAACGCCUACAUAUGCUCAGCAAGAUGGAUAUGUAAUGAAACUUUGCAAUGCCUCAGCAGCAACAGCGACGAUAAGUUAUUCCUACACGAAUGAGGAAUUGGCAAUGCUCUGGAAUCAAGUUGGGAAGAUAGAAAUUGGACCUAUUACAGCGACGGUGGUUCCAACACCAGAUUCUGUUCCAUUUGCCAGACCUGGACUAUUUCAUCCACUGGUAAAAAAUCUCCAAUUCCUCGCUCCUACUGUAACACAUAACCAAAGACCCAUUCUUACCCAAAAUGCAAUACCAUAGAUACCAUCCUCCGACCUCUCCGUAGCAGACGCAAAACUCCCCGAUGAUUUCAUUUGGGGAGUCUCCGCAAGCGCAUACCAAAUCGAAGGAGCAGCCAAAGACGAAGGAAAAGGACCAUCGAUUUGGGACUUACUCGCACAUCGUAGCUACGGAUCUGUGUCUGAUAAUUCGACUGGAGAUGUGGUCGGAAGUCAUUACUAUCUCUACAAGCAGGAUUUUGAGCGGAUGGCAAAAUUGGGGAUUCCUUAUUUUUCGCCGUCAUUUGCUUGGUAGGUGUUCUCUGGAGUGCGGUGUGGGUAAUUUAAGUACGUAUGAUUGUUUGCUGAUUAUUUCAUUAGGCCGCGGUUUUUUCCAUUUGGGGAUGGCCCUGUUAAUGAGGAGGGGGUCAAACAUUAUGAUGAUGUUAUUGACAGUAUGAUUGAGUAUGGAAUAAAGCCAGCUGUGACUCUAUUCCAUUGGGGUCAGAUUCCCAAAAUUUCUGGUAGAUAGAAAUACUGAGAUCGCAACAGACACCCCGCUCGCGCUUUUCAACUCUUACGGUGCUUGGACAGACGAAAGAAUCGUAGAUGCCUUCUUUAACUACGCCAAAUUUGUUAUUACAAGAUAUGACAAAUACGUUCCAAUAUGGUACACUUUCAACGAGCGUGAGUCCAUCCUCUCGCAAUAAAUAUAGUAAGGGUAAACUGACAGUUCCAAGCACAAUACUGUAAUUGGCAAUACUCCCUCUAUCCCGCCGGAAGCUCAAAGGGCAUCUAUCCCUCCUACAACAACAUAACAUCCGGUCUCUCAGCUCGAAUAGCCUGCUCUCACUACACCAUCCUAGCCCACGCCAAAGUCGCAAAAUGGUACCACGAAGACUUCCAAGGUUCUGGCCGAAUAACCUUCAAAAACUCAGGAAACUACUACGAAGCGAACGACACCUCCUCAUCUGCAGACAAAGAGGCCGUGGCGCGGAAUUACGAGUUCGCGCUGGGAUGGUUCAACGGUUGUUGGCGGGAUGGAGAUUACUCGCCUAUGCUGAAAGAGACACUCGGCGAUCUGCUUCCAGAGUUCACGCAGGAGGAAAAGGAGAUGAUAAAGGGAUCCUGUGAUUUCUUCGCCAUCGAUCCGUAUACAUCCUUCCUCGCGACACCCGUAAGUAACAGCGUUGCAGCCUGUAUGGCGAACCGGAAGGAUCCGAAUUUUCCCGAAUGCGCUGGCUCCUCGUCGCUUGCUGCUGAUGGCUUCCCUCUUGGUCCAUCGGCGGAUAACGAGAUGGGUUGGUUGUAUUCUACCCCCACCGGUGUGAGGAAAUUCCUGAAUACGAUUACGAAGGAUUUGUUCCCAACGGUGGGCGAUGUGGUGGUUAGCGAGUUUGGGUUUGCGGAGCCGUUUGAGGGGGUGCAGACUAAGAUAGCGAAUAUUGUUUGGGAUUUGAGACGGGCGGAUUAUUAUAGGGGGUUCUUGGAUAAUAUUUUGUUGGCGAGGAAUAUUGAUGGUUUGUCCUUCUCUUCGUUCUUUUUUUCCUCCUUUUCUUCUGUUUCCCCCCCCUUCAUUAUGCAUGGGAUACUUGUUAAUAGGAAAUAGGUGUCAACGUAACCGGUAUCUUCGCAUGGUCCAUCUUCGAUAACUUCGAAUGGUUCCAGGGAUCGCAGGUUAAGUUCGGUCUUCAGUAUUUGAAUCAGACUAGUAUGGAACGCAUUCCUAAGGCUAGUAUGUUCCAAUUUCUGGAUUGGUUUGAUGCCCAUGGGGGAGCGAAAAUCGGUGGUGGUAGCGGAAGUAAUGCGACUGUGAAAAUGUAG